CUACACCAGGCAAACGGCCACCGCGCAAACUGGGUACCACACUCGCCAAGUUCUACUGAACCAGCCAGGUUUGCCUGCGUUAGGGGUGUGGGGCUGAGCCCCACACCCUUAAUACAAAUGACACAUAGCACUUGCACUAGAAAGGUGUCGCUGCGCACCGUGUGCGACAAUGACGACACGCUCGCGGCAAUUAGAUUCGUUGUCGACCACGUCGCCACGCCGCUUCGCGUGCGCCUGCUGGACUUCCUGCGGCACUUCCUGGUGGCCAUGUGCGACCCGCACUGGCACUGCGAGACUGGCGGCAGCAGUGGCGGCGGCAGCGGCGGCGGCGACGGCAGCGGCGGCGGCGGGAGCAGCAGGGGCGCGUGCGCGCAUGUUGGUAGCGGAGAGGGUGGGAAAGGCCACGUGGAGGAGGAGAGCGCAGCGCCGCCCAAGAAGCGGCGCAAGGGCGCAGGGUGAGGAGCCGGCUGGUGUCUAGGUAGCGGUCUGCGGUGGGGCUGGCAGGGCAUGUGUAGCGGCAUGACAAGUAGUGCGGCUGUUGAGAACUGUGCUGCGUCUGGCUGCGGUUGGCUCUGCUGUGGCAUCGCAAUCUAGGCACCUGUUUUGGCUAUGUGCCUGUGGAAACCGACCCCGGCUAUGUCCGGGCGAUGAGGCUGUUCGGCCCCAGACUGUGGAGGGGCUCAGCCCCUGUGCGUCACCUCCCCUGGUCCGCCUCCCCCCUCCCCUGGCCCUGCACGCUUUUCUUCGACGCACGGACAGGGGUGUUCCUGGGGGGCUUCGCCCCCCCCCCUGGAACGCUGCGCUGGGGGGGCUCAGCCCAAAAAAGAUGUCACGUCAAUCAAUGUGUUGUAUUACUUGCUGCUUGCUCCUGUCGCACUGCUCCUUGGGCUUGCCACGGGUGAGGCGUCGUGCAAUGCGGUGCAUGGCACGCUGCUUUUGUAAGUGCGUGUAAGUGCACAUCCAG
Molecule: messenger RNA, 964 nt
Organism: Chlamydomonas reinhardtii
Lineage: Eukaryota; Viridiplantae; Chlorophyta; Chlorophyceae; Chlamydomonadales; Chlamydomonadaceae
Exons: 2
Coding region: 118-459 (113 amino acids)
Source: RefSeq, a predicted model, not a curated record